CAUCCACACGCAUACGCGAAAGGUUGCUGAGGCCUUGAACAGUCUCAGCGCUUCGGGAGUUCUCUGGUCGGAUUUGGGAUGAGGCAGGAAGUCUUCGGUUCCUCCGCUGUGAGACGUGCUGAGCCUGGGCUUUGCAGAUGUCGGGUGUCCCGGCCAUCCCGCUACUGAUCAACCUGGGCUGUUCGGUGCUCGGCCUCCUGGGCACCGCCGCCCUCAUCCCCGCCUUCAGGCAGCACUUCAUUGUGGCCCGGCUGUACGGCGUCGACCUCAACAAGACCUCCAAGGAGAAAGUCCCAGAAGCUCAAGGGGUAAUCAGCGGCGUGGUCUUCCUCAUCAUUCUUUUCUGUUUCAUUCCUGUUCCUUUUCUGCACUGCUGGGCGGAGGAGCAGUGCAUCACCUUUCCUCACGAUGUGUUUGUGCAGUUAAUUGGGGCCCUCCUUGCCAUCUGUUGCAUGAUAUUCUUGGGGUUUGCUGAUGAUGUCCUCAACCUGCAAUGGAGACACAAAUUGUUGUUGCCGACCAUGGCCUCCCUGCCCCUACUCAUGGUGUACUUCACCAACUUUGGCAACACCACAAUUGUGGUGCCAAAACCCUUGCGCAUGUUUCUGGGUCUCCAUUUAGACUUGGGAAUUCUGUAUUAUGCCUAUAUGGGGAUGCUGGCAGUGUUUUGCACAAAUGCCAUCAACAUUCUGGCUGGUAUCAAUGGAAUUGAGGCUGGACAGUCUGUAGUGAUUGCCAUGUCAAUCAUCAUUUUUAAUUUAAUAGAACUAAAUGGUGACUACAAGGAUGACCACAUAUUCUCCCUGUACUUCAUGAUACCCUUUUUCUUCACCACUUUAGGACUGUUAUACCAUAAUUGGUACCCAUCCAGUGCAUUUGUGGGCGACACAUUCUGUUACUUUGCAGGAAUGACUUUUGCAGUGGUUGGGAUCCUUGGCCACUUCAGCAAGACCAUGAUGUUGUUUUUCAUCCCUCAAACGCUCAACUUCCUAUACUCGGUGCCUCAGCUUUUCCAUGUCAUUCCGUGUCCGCGGCAUCGAAUGCCCAGACUAGAUCCCAGCACUGGAAAGCUAGGCAUGAGUUACUCAAAAUUCAAAACUAAGGAUUUGCCUAAACUUGGAUUCGCAAUUUUAAAGGUAGCCAACAAACUGGGCCUGGUGGAGGUGAACCAUGGAGUUGGAGAGAACAACGAAUACACAGAAUGCAACAACCUGACUCUGAUUAAUUUUGUAUUAAAGCUGAUAGGCCCUAAGCACGAAAGAACCCUAACCAUUAUACUUCUGCUUAUCCAGGUCUCAGGAAGUGUGUUUGCUUUUCUGAUUCGUUACCACCUGGUCCGCUGGUUUUACGACGUCUGAUUCUCAUUCUCAAAUAUUUGAAGCAUGGUUAUUCCUCUGGGGAGUUAUUACUCCAAGCUGCCUAUCAGAGCUUGCUGGAUACAGGAGUAUCUGUUGAUUGCUUGGUUGGAUAUAUUGAGUUGGAGUUUUGUUUUAUUGUUAGUGCACUUCAUUGUUGAGUAAUGUUGCUGAAAAUUAGUCUUGGAAAAGUAAUGCUUAAUUGUUGUGGGCAUUGAAAGAAUCAGUGAUAGAGAAUGUUUUUAUAAUUUAAAUGAACUGAUUAAAAUAACGUGACAGUGUCUCCAAAUAGUGUGGAGACAAUUUCAAAAUAUUUUUUCUUGAAUGAUGCACUUCAUUAUGUUGCACACGUCUUUACCAUUUGUUCCUCUAGAAUGUGGUGCAAUAUCAUAGAGUUUGUUACUGUAAAGCAAAGCCUUUCAGUCCUUUGAAUCCUUUGUUUUAACUUCAAGGUGACUUGCUCAAUUCUAGAGAUUCUAAGCUCUAAUUACCAUUGACUAUGAAGUCAGGUGAGCUUUUGUGUUAUUCCUGUUCUCCUUUAGCAUUCUUACUUCGUCCAUAAAAGAUCCUGUCCAAAUGUUGAUGAUAAAGAUCUUGGGAAGUUUUCAGAGAAGAUAUCUGUGUGUCUAUACGAACAGACAAACAGAUGGACUAUACUAACAGAAAGUGCAUCUGCAUUCCUGAGCCUUUCCCCGAAAGUCUUGCAGCUUGAGGUGAUAUUUGGUAGCAACUCCAUUAGGAGGAUGCAUGCUAAGUAACAUACCAUGGUACUAGUGUGUCUUUCCCUCAUGACCACUGAUUUGAAAUAGGAAAUUUGCAGUGUGGAAUUUGGUGUGUGAAACUUGUAAACUUGGUCAAUGUUAUAGAAUGCCAGUGAUGCUUACUAAAUCCCCUCAGGAUGGAUUGGAUAACGAAAGGCAAAGCAAAUCAGUCUCUGUAAUGUUUGAACAUAGUGUUUUUUUAAAAAAAGGAAGUUGCUAUCCUACCAUUCUCUUGCUGUCAAUAAGCUGUAUGUUAUGACCCUGAUUUCAGCAUCAAUACUCCAAAGAAAUAGCUGCCAGUUUAAAAUAAAAGUAGAGCUCUGCAGAUUUAAAAUAACAAAAUUCAUGGAAACAUUCAGCAAUUUCUAUGUCUUCUGAGUAGAGACAAACCAUGGAAUAGUAAUUCACUUUAUCUCUCCACAGCUGUUGCAUAACUUGCUGAAAUUGACAGUAUUUUCUGUUUUUAUUACCAUCCUAGAAAAUAAAUUACUAUAAAUGAAAACUAGAAGGAUGGGUAAGAGCUGGGUGGACAACACUAGGACAACACUGGGUAAAGUCCUAAGCCAUUCAAUAACUUGAAAAAUCAACUGAAUGAAAAUGCACAUCAAAUUUCUUGUCAAUUUUCAUCACAUUUCACUUCCCUAAUUUACAUACUAAAACUUUACACAGUUAUUUAAACUACUAUUGAUAAGAAACAGAAAUCCUAUCAUCCAGAUGUUUUAUGUGUUCAAGGCAAGGAUAAAAUGCUGUCACUGGACACUGAAAUUGACUCAGUCAAAACUACUUAAUGUUUAAAAUUUCCUAAAUGUUUGUUAUCUUGGUAUGACCUCAAUUAUGAUAACUGGAAAGAUAAGUGAAUAAUGUAUGAGAGAACAUUUCAAUUUUUAUA
This is a messenger RNA of Mobula hypostoma (lesser devil ray), 3005 nucleotides long. RefSeq names its product dolichyl-phosphate (UDP-N-acetylglucosamine) N-acetylglucosaminephosphotransferase 1 (GlcNAc-1-P transferase) (gene dpagt1). The record is from RefSeq and is a predicted model, not a curated record. Gene Ontology annotation, biological process: dolichol-linked oligosaccharide biosynthetic process; protein N-linked glycosylation. Gene Ontology annotation, cellular component: membrane. The coding region runs from base 138 to 1358 and encodes 406 amino acids. NCBI's taxonomy places the organism in Eukaryota, Metazoa, Chordata, Chondrichthyes, Myliobatiformes, Myliobatidae. Gene Ontology annotation, molecular function: UDP-N-acetylglucosamine-dolichyl-phosphate N-acetylglucosaminephosphotransferase activity. The transcript is spliced from 10 exons.